AAAUGCACUAACCACAGUAUCUCCAUGCUGACUGCGGUGGUGGCAUCCUGCCCACCUUUCAAUUCACCUCAACCUCCACUGGCAACACCCUUGUUUUUCCAGUUUGGAACUUGCUAAAGUAAAAAAGUGUCACCUGACCUGAAGUCCUAAUAGAAGCAUUUGAUGUGGGCGUACCCUACCGAGUAGAUAAUCAUCAGAGAAAGCAAGCUUGAGACCUCCAGGAAGCUGACUUCGAAACGCUUGGAUCUCUACUUGGAUUAUCAUUUGUAUGGAAAAUAACCAAAAGAACUCAUAAAGCACCAACUAACUCUGGCAGGUUUCAGUAAAAAGACGCAAGAUUUUAAAUUGCUUUUUAAAAGAUGACUUCUCACCCACCCUGCCCCACAUUUCCCAGGGAAAUAAAAGCAGAAGUCCUAAGCAGCCAGACGGAAAUAUAGUGUCUGCAUAGCUUUGAGUCCACAGCAUUUGAAGGUAAUUUCUGAUCGUGAAGUCCUCUGUUCCUCUCUCCCUCUAUUUCUCUCUAGAACACUCAAGACUUUACUGAUGAAAGCUCAGCAGAUUCUCUAACACAGUUUUAAGAACUAAACUAAGACAUUAAAAGGGAUAUACCAGAUGCCACUCUGCAGGUUGCAUUAACUACCACUUACGGGACACAUUCAAAUCCUUCAGAAUCAUCUGAGUAACAAGGUAGCAAAGACGACACAGCAAGCCAUGGACAACCUCACCUCUGUGGCUGGGAAUGGCAGCCUGUGUACCAGAGACGACAAAAUCAGCCAGGUCCUCUUCCCGCUCCUCUAUACUGUCCUGUUUUUUGUUGGACUCAUCACAAACAGCCUGGCAAUGAGGAUUUUCUUUCAAAUCCGCAGUAAAUCCAACUUUAUUAUUUUUCUUAAGAACACAGUGAUUUCGGAUCUUCUCAUGAUUCUUACUUUUCCAUUCAAAAUCCUUAGUGAUGCCAAACUGGGGACAGGACCUCUGAGAACCUUUGUGUGCCAAGUGACCUCUGUCAUAUUUUAUUUUACAAUGUAUAUCAGUAUCUCAUUCCUAGGACUGAUAACUAUUGAUCGCUAUCAGAAGACCACCAGGCCAUUUAAAACAUCCAAUCCCAACAACCUCUUGGGGGCUAAGAUUCUCUCUGUGGUCAUCUGGGCCUUCAUGUUCUUACUCUCUUUGCCUAACAUGAUUCUGACCAACAGGAGGCCAAGAGACAACAAUGUGAAGAAAUGCUCUUUCCUCAAAUCGGAAUUUGGUCUGGUCUGGCAUGAAAUAGUCAAUUAUAUCUGUCAAGUCAUUUUCUGGAUAAAUUUUUUAAUUGUCAUUGUAUGUUAUACACUCAUUACGAAUGAACUGUACAGGUCUUAUCUAAGAACAAGGGGUGCAGGCAAAGCCCCCAAGAAAAAGGUGAACAUCAAAGUUUUCAUUAUCAUUGCGGUAUUUUUUAUUUGUUUCGUUCCUUUCCAUUUUGCCCGAAUUCCCUACACCUUAAGCCAAACCCGCGACGUCUUCGACUGCUCUGCUGAGAACACUCUGUUCUACGUGAAAGAAAGCACUCUCUGGCUCACUUCCUUAAACGCAUGCCUGGAUCCAUUCAUUUACUUUUUCCUUUGCAAGUCGUUCAAAAAUUCCUUGAUGAGUAUGCUCAAGUGCCCCAAUUCUGCAGCAUCGCCUUCCCAAGGAAGUAGGAAAAAAAGACAGGAUGGUAGUGACCCAAGCGAAGAGACUUCAAUGUAAACAAAGUGAGGUAAUUUCAAUCUACUAAUGUUUGCAACUCCUUAAAGAAAAGCACUAUGUAAAAACAUUAACACUGACCAGGAAGUAGUGGACUUAGUAACAACAUAAGAAGCAACAGAAGACUACAAAAGUAAUUUUCAUUUACCUGUCCAGUAUUAAAAGCUAUCUUAAAAUGUAGAAAAAUAACCUCACAUGUAGCUACUCAGCAAAACAAACUACAAAACAAUCCAAUUCAAGAUUGUAGAGUUUGGGCAAAAUUAAUAACCAUAUAAAAUUAUCUACUGUAAUACUCUAAAUACAUUAUUGAUCACAAUGUUAUUAACUUAUUAUAAUCAAUUAAGGAAGAAUGAUAAAUAUGGUAAAAUUUUCUGACCAAAACUCUAAUUAAGAUGUAUACACAUCCUCGUCCCCUAAUCAUUUGCUGACCUAUUGUGAUACUCAUAAAAAUUUAAGUAAAUGGGACAUGCCAAGAAUACUAACUACUAACUUUUAAUUAUUAGCAAAUAUCUAAGGCAAUUUACACUAAUUGAAAUGGUAAUUGAUUAGACUGAAUUUUUUUUAUUUUCAUUAAGAUGGGUUUUAAAAACGCCUUUCCAAUUUUAAAAAGAGUAGAAAUAGCAAAUGAAGUUAUUAAAAUAGCUAUUUUAUGACAUUCUAAUACCAAUAAAUUUGACUAUUUCCUUAAUACAAGAGAAGCCAGUUUCACUAAUAUUUUGACAAUGUUAGUAAAUACAAUGCCUUUAUUAACUAGCAUCCAGAAACUCUGCUACUUGGGUUAAUGAGCAUUUCCCUUAGAGAGAAAAACUAUUUAAAUAUGACUAUGAAGCUUUACAGAGUAACUAUUAACAGGAAAGUGAUUUACAUGUUUGGAAACCUCUUGGGGGCUAAGAUUCUCUCUGUGGUCAUCUGGACGUUCAUGUCAUCUGGACGUACCUAUUUGUCAUUUGUGUGUAAACAAAAAAUUUACAUUAAACUCUAAAUCACA
Manis pentadactyla (Chinese pangolin) is the source of this 2716-nucleotide messenger RNA. RefSeq names its product purinergic receptor P2Y12 (gene P2RY12). Gene Ontology annotation, cellular component: membrane. Lineage: Eukaryota; Metazoa; Chordata; Mammalia; Pholidota; Manidae. The transcript has 3 exons. Gene Ontology annotation, biological process: G protein-coupled receptor signaling pathway; blood coagulation. Gene Ontology annotation, molecular function: G protein-coupled purinergic nucleotide receptor activity. The record is from RefSeq and is a predicted model, not a curated record. Bases 712 to 1731 code for a protein of 339 amino acids.